Messenger RNA from Cottoperca gobio, 1100 nucleotides. Its product is annotated as tumor susceptibility gene 101 protein. The transcript is spliced from 6 exons. Bases 87 to 662 code for a protein of 191 amino acids. Gene Ontology annotation, cellular component: ESCRT I complex. Gene Ontology annotation, molecular function: ubiquitin binding. The record is from RefSeq and is a predicted model, not a curated record. Gene Ontology annotation, biological process: protein modification process; protein transport; endosome to lysosome transport. Lineage: Eukaryota; Metazoa; Chordata; Actinopteri; Perciformes; Bovichtidae.
GGAAAGCUGAAGGUUUUAAUAGUGUAGUAGGUGAUCGAAAGGAUACACAGAAAAAGUGAUAUUUUGCUGUUGGAUAAACCGUAACCAUGCCAUACGAUGAGCAUUCGAUUAGGAAAAUGCUCCCUAAGACAUAUCUUUGCAAACUUGUGGCCCAUGAAAUAUACUUUGCAGUGAGUCACUUCAACAACCUUGUGCCCAUGAUGGAUAAAUACGUUUACAAUGAUGGAACCACGAAGGACUUGAUGAGUCUAACCGGAACCAUCCCUGUCAUGAUUGAAGACAAGACAUACAACAUACCGAUAUGCCUGUGGAUUGAAGAAAGCUAUCCACAAACUGCUCCCAUCUGCUAUGUCACACCCACACGUGAGAUGAUAGUCCUCAGUGGAAAGUAUAUCUCCAGCAAUGGUGAAGUUUUGCUGCCUUACCUGGAGGAGUGGAAGAUGGGCGAAUGUGACCUAGUGAGCGUGCUGCAGGUAAUGGUUGCCAUGUUUGGCGACUUCCCUCCUGUAUGCAUGCAGCCUCAUCCAGAGCACGAACAAGCCCCUCGUUGGCUACACUUCCACAGGCAAGCAGAGGUGCUUUCAAAGACAGAUGGAAGUUUGUAUCUGCAUUUAACCAGAGAAGAUGGUCUACCUUUCCAAGAACAUGACACAAACUGUUAGUCUUUUGUAGAAUUUCACAAUAUUUUUGUUUGUGUGUUAACUGUGAUGAAGUGUUUAAUUGUGUGGACAGUGUCAGGUGGUAUUCAUUGAUUAUGUUAUGGUUAAUUAAUUAAUCAUUUCAUGGAUAACAACAGGCUUUAUUUCUAUUUUUCAACUGAUAUUUAGACUGUAAAUGUAAACCAGCACCUGAUGAAAACAUAUUAGCUGUGUUUGGUGUGAAUAUAUUGUAUUCUUCUUAUCUGUUUUUCAUAUGAACAUAACAAACUAGUUUGUCAUUUCAAUGCCUCGGCGUUAAAAGACUUGAAUUGAUUUGCAAGCAGCUCAUAAAUCUGUAUCUUAACCGCACCCAAAGGCAUGGGCUGUUUUAUUAUUCACAAAUGUUUUGGACUUUUGACCGGUGAAAAGAGAAGUUAAUCAUUCGAAGAACAAACACACAGC